AUGAAUUUGGCACAUGUUGUUAGAGAGGAGGCUCCCAAAACAAAUGAAAAUCCAAUGUCUAAGGAGACAAUGAUGACCAUUGAGGCUCGGAAACAAUCUGAUUUCCUGUGCGAAAACUACAUCCGUAAUAGGCUUGAUGAUACUCUGUAUGACAUUUAUUCGUCAUACAAUUCUGCAAAGGAAGUUUGGGAAUUACUUGAGAAAAAUUACAAAACGGAAAAAGAUGGGGCCAAAAAGUUCGUAAUUGGAAAAUUUCACAAGUAUGCCAUGGUUGAUUCGAAGAUUGUUAUUAAACAGGUUGAGGAACUUCAAAUUCCGAUCCAUGAAUUGCUUACAAAGGGGUGUUUUAUUAAUGAACACUUCCAACUUGGAGCAAUCAUAGAAAAACUGACUCCAUCAUGGAAAGACUUCAAAAUUUACUUGAAGCACAAGCGUAGAGAGAUGUCUAUGAAGGAUUUGAUUUUGAGGCUUCGAGUUGAGGAGGAUCACAGGAAAGGUGACAAGGGUGAAGUUCCUGUCAUGGAAGCCAAAGCUAAUGUCAUUGAGACAUCAAAGCCAAAAUUCCAGAAAAACAAAGGCAAGAAAGCUGCAAAGAAUUAUGCCAAUCCUCAUGCACCAAAAGGCAAGGAUUUCAAGAAAAUCAAAGGUGUUUACUGGGUAUGUGGAAAGUCAAGGCAUAAAGAACAAGAUUGCCGCCACUGA
Molecule: messenger RNA, 702 nt
Organism: Prunus avium (sweet cherry)
Lineage: Eukaryota; Viridiplantae; Streptophyta; Magnoliopsida; Rosales; Rosaceae
Source: RefSeq, a predicted model, not a curated record